GCAUCAUGAUAUCAAACAAACUCGGUUUUGGAGCCAAUCAACAAUUUUCAGAUCCCUUUUUUAGUAUUUGUUUGGAUCUAGGAAAAAUUAUUGUUUUACAACAAUCGGUUCGUUGUUUGGAUCACUUCCUAGGCUUUACACAAAUCUUGCAUUACUUAGGCUAAACUCUCUUGAACCACUAUAUAAAUAAUAUAUACACACAUAUAUAAAUGUAAUUCUGAUAAAUGCAUGUUUCAAUUUUAUUAUUAUGUGUUAUCUUAUGUUGAUUCAGCUAAGAUUAUUUAUUAUCUUCAUUGUAAGAACUAAGGGAUGCAAAAGGCUAAUAUUGUAAAUAUAAAAUUAUGACUCCAUGUGUAGUUAUGUGUUGAGAUUUAGACAUAAUAACUAACUAAAAUUAUUAUUAUGGCUUCAUUAUGUGGUACAUGUUCAAGAAACAACUAGGAAAACUCACAGUAAUGAAGCCACAAAGUCAAAAAAUAUAGAGCCAAGUUUACCUAAAAACGCUUUAUGUUCAUUAACACCAUGCCAUUGUUCUUGUAGAUCCUAUUUCAAAGUUAAGAAAAAAAUAAACAGAAAUUUCUUGCUUUAUGAGAUUAAACUUUUAAAAAAAUCAUGUUAAGUUGCAAAGAAAGUGAUUAGUGUACGCGUGAACCAUUUUGUUCAUUAAAUUUAGGUUGUGAGGAGUAAAUAUUUGCUUUUGUUCCUCCUCAUUCUAAUAUUCAUCAUCCAGUAUUUCAUCUGAGGAUUCACUUUAUUUUUCUGUUGCCUAGUGUAUGAUUGAUUUCUGAAAUUUGCAGAGCUGCAGCCAAUCUCUUUGUACUUUGGUUCUCAGUUGUUUUAUAGAAACAGCGCCAUUAAAUAGAAUGUAAUGUAUUGUUUUUUCCUGAUCUCAGUAUGCUUGGAAAUGACAAUUUGUAUUACUGUCUAUAUAUGAUCACAAUUGACCUUCGAUUCUCACAUCUUGAUUUGUUGUGGAGAAGGAGAGUAAUAUAGGAUUGCAAGCAAAGAUAAAUGCUAAGGAAUGGUAAAUGCAGAGGAAACGCAAUCCUUCUAUGAACUGAACAACCAAUCAUAACAGGUUAUGUCAUCAUGAGUUCAUUGUCUGGCUGGAAAGCUGGAACUAAAUUGCUCAGAAUAAAUUUCAAGUCAACUGGACAAUAUUUCCGCUUCUUCUCUACUGGGCAUGCACAUUCUUCGCCAUCUCUGAAAGUAAAUCACCAAGAAUUGAUCGAGGUAAAAGGCGAUGCUUUGUAUGAUGUUAGGAAAGGGAAUCAUGUUGGUCCCUACCUGAGUUUAAGUGACUGUCAAUCUCAAGUUAGCUCCUUGAUAAGUGAUCCUCCUGUUAUUGGAUACCAAGGUUAUUCACUUGAGAAAGAAGCAGAGACAUAUUUUGCUUCCUGUGGAUUAAAGAAUGCUCUAUAUUUAUUGAAUGCAAAGGAUUUAAAAGAGGAUCUCUUUGGAAUCCUAGUUCCUUGUCCUUUUCAGGAACCUACUGUAGCUAGUCCUAUCGCAGAUUUGCCUGAAAAGAUUAGUGUUACCACAGAUGAACCAGUGAAGGAACAUCUCAAAUUGGAGUAUUCCAGCCAACAAAAACAACCAUCUGAUAAUUCUAUGUCAUGUACUCUUGAAUUUGAUGGGGCCCCAGCAGGAAAAGCUAGUAAAGGUGGUGCUGGUGUAAUCCUUCGAACUGAAGAUGGAAGUGUGAUUUCUCGACUCCGUGAAGGCUUGGGUGCUGUGACCAAUGACACUGCUGACUACAGGGCAUUAAUUUUAGGCCUGAGGCAUGCUCUUAAAAAAGGAUUUAAGCAAAUUCAUGUCCUAGGUGACUCUCAGCUUGUCUGUAUGCAGGUGCAAGGUUUGUCUAAAGCCAAGAACAAGAAUCUUGUUGACUUGUGUGAGGAAGCCAAAGCACUCAAGGAGAUGUUUGUAUCAUUUAGUAUAAGCCACAUUAAAAAGAUGAUAUGUCGUAGAACGAGAAAAAGAAGUGAAACGUUCUACUUUCAACUGUUGAAGAUGAAGAUGGGACAAUUAUGCUGCUGCUGUGGCUGCCUUCGGUUUAGUCACACUCUUCUCUUCUCUUUCUCUUUGAGUAUUAAUGUAAUUUGGCCUAUGGGUUGGUCCGACGCCGAGAAGGUAAACUAGUAUUCUCUUUCUCUUCUCUUGCCUCCUUCCUCUUGCUUUUACGGAGGGUCUUAAUCUUUCUAUCAGGUGGACUUCACCACUUUAACAUUACUGCCUCACUAUUUGGAUGCUGUUAGUUCUGUAAGUUUUGAGGUAAAAUGGAAAUACACUCAUUUUGUGUC
Molecule: messenger RNA, 2303 nt
Organism: Musa acuminata AAA Group (dessert banana)
Lineage: Eukaryota; Viridiplantae; Streptophyta; Magnoliopsida; Zingiberales; Musaceae
Exons: 8
Coding region: 1090-2142 (350 amino acids)
Molecular function (GO): nucleic acid binding; RNA-DNA hybrid ribonuclease activity
Source: RefSeq, a predicted model, not a curated record